AUGUCGAGGUGUUUGCACAACCCGGAGAAGAGCCACCGGCCGAUUUCCACCCGGUUUCAGCGCAUCUCCAUCGCCGAUUUGCCGCCGGCAACGCCGUGUUACGUCAUUUUGUGGUUACAAGGCACCAGAAAAAAACACAGAAAAAAAAAAUCUAGAAAGACGUGGACCUUCGCUGUUUUUGUGACUUGUGCUUGUAAUUUAUGGUUUUCGUUAGAAAAAAAUGAUGAAUUCUAUUUUUUUUUGUAAAUUCAACGUCUCGCCUCAACUAUACAGUGUGGCAGUAGCAUUUCAAGUACUACUAAAGUUUUUAAAAAUUCAAGUUAUUUAAACUUUCCGACUAGAAAAAUUAAUAAAGAAAAAGUCGCAGUUUAAUAGAGUACAUUCAUGGAAAAAGUUAACAACGAUUAAAUUUCAAUAUUCAAAAAUUCAAAAAACCUAAAACUUUCUUCUGAAAUAACAAAACUAGACCCUUAACUUUCAAAACUCAAACGCCUUAAAAAUUAUCUCACUUAUAGAAGCUUCAAUAUUUCAUAAAUCCUAACGUAAAAUCUUCGUUUCUUUCUAUUUGCUUCUUCUCAAUUUUGCAAAAAAAAGACUUCCCGACGAAUAAACGCUUCCAACAAAACAAGAAACAACGGCGAGAGCGUUUGAGGAAAAGAUUGAACAUGGAAAUCGAACCCAGAGCCGAAACGCGACACCUACACAGGCAAAUACCAAAACACAAAAAGGUGCCGCCGACCGUUCAGGAUGGAAAUCACUACCGUAUUUGUGCUAAUGCAAAAUUCUCGAUUUCUUCAUUUAAUGUCAAUUCAAUCGAGCAUGUCUCGACCCAAAAUCCAUAAGAAGACUCUCAAGAAAAUCAAAUUUAUUCCAUUGAAGGGAGAAAUUACUAGGAUCAUCUUCUACUCCUAGUAAUUCAAAGAAUGGAGCUAAGCAUCAUUUUCGGAAAAAUUGAAAUGAGCUCAAAUUGAGAAUUUAAAAAAACAAUAGAAAAAAGUGCCUGGAGCAACACGGCCAAUAAGUGUCGCCGUCUUGAGAUGGCCGGUUUUUUCUUCUUCCUUUUUGCCGACCACAAACUCCACAGGCAAAAGAAGAAAAAAGGUGUUGGCGUGAAACAUCAACACCAAAUAGUGUGUUUGGAUGGCUUGGAUUACGGCAAAGCAGAUCUUAAGAAAAACUACGAUUCUAGAGAAUAUUCUGGUCAGGAAAAGCUUGAUUUUCAGAGUCAAUUCCAACAAAAAACUCUAAGAACAUAGAAAAAAGGACCGGAAAAAGCGUGAGUCAUAAAUUGACGUCAGGAACAAGUACGUGGAAAACCGGGCAGAGCUUCAAAGUCCAAUAAAAAAAUAUUUGGUCUCGCUAAUCACUGAAUUAAAAUGAGAGAGUAAAGUGAAUUUCAAGUUUUUCGAAGUAAAAUUGGUAAUAAAACUUCCCAGUAUGAGUUUGGCUAGUUAGCUUGAGGAGAAAACCUCGUUUCGGCUAGUAUAUAAAGUAGUAAGGUUGAAAUGCAUUUUUCCUACUGUCCAAUCUUUUAAUCUCUAAAUUUUUUUUUCAAGAGAGGAAGAUAUACUGCAUGCCUGAGAUGCGCUUUAGACAGUGGAGUCCCUUUCGAUUAAAAACUUUCUUAGCCGUACUUCUGUUAGAAGAACCAUUUCAGAAGUCCUUCACCCUUCUUACGACAGAAGGAUCUUUAAGAAACCUCGGUCCAAGCAUUCAGAUUUGAAAAUUGCUGUUUAGCCAUACUGAAAUUCUCCAGCAGCACCUUCCUAAGUUGUUCACGUCUUUACUGAAACUGGGAGUACACCAGCUUGAGGUUUUCGCUUUGAAAAUGCUGGUUUAGUCGGACAGGUUUUCACUCCAGAAGACAUCUACCUUUUUUGAAUUUAUAAGGUCUAGAAGAAGCGUCAGAACUUUCAGAUUCUCAUCACUGUCUAGCCAAACUGACAUCAAACUUUCAGUGAUACCUUUUUAAGUCAAAAGGCACCUGACGAAGAAACCAUAUGCCUUACAAGACUAAAGUGCAAAUACAAAAGCUCAAAUUCCCACGGCGUGUUUGGAUUGCCAUCCAACACUUAUCACAAACGCACAUAGGAGAAAGAUCGGAAUGUCGAUUCUGUGUUUUGCAGAAGAGACGGAGAAGCCGAAGAAGAAGAUGAGGAAGACGGAGAAGAAACGUCAGAGUCGGGUGCAAUGAUAUCCGGAAAGAUGAGUCAGGCCAGACCAGUCCGGUGGCCAUCGCCGGAGGCCGCGACGCGGCCCAACCGCGAUGGGCGGCCGCUUCGGCCUCCAUCGUAUAAAAGCCUCGCCGACGACGGGUUUCAACGCAGAGCAGCAGCACCUUCUCAACUGA
Molecule: messenger RNA, 2350 nt
Organism: Caenorhabditis auriculariae
Lineage: Eukaryota; Metazoa; Nematoda; Chromadorea; Rhabditida; Rhabditidae
Source: the annotation of a GenBank genome assembly